AUGGCGGACGAAGAGCCAAUUCAAGAAGAAAUCACCAUGCAAGCUAAGGCCGAAUGGGGAAAGUUUGCCAAGGUCGCUGCUUUACUCAAUACCGUCAACGAGUACAUGGCUAUCUAUAAUCAGCUACAAGAAAGUGGCGAACUUGUUAUCGUGGGAUCCUUUGGUGACAAGCAACCCAGGCACGAGAUUCCUUCGUCUUGUACAGAAGAGACUUGGAGCGAGUUGCCGUUGCAAGAAAAAUAUCAAGAGCUCAUUCAAGUAGCUCAACAGACUGAGCUGCAUAUGGAUACACUAGGGCAAUACAUUAGUGAACAAUUUGACGUUGCCUUUUCCAAAGGACCGCUCAAAGGAGAAGCUCGAAUCAUGCAAAAAUGCAACGAAGAUUAUGAUGGAGACAUUCUGCGGGUCAUUGACAUGGCUCGAUGUAGUAUGACCUUUGUUAUGGAAAGUUUAGACCAAGCCAAGAUGAUAAUAGAGUCCUUCAAGGAAGGCACUUUGUCAAAUGACUGGGAGCUGAUUCGUGUCAAGGACGGAUUUGAAAAGCCAGACAACUUUUUGGUGGGAGGAUACCGCGAUAUCAAGGUGAAUGUCAAAUGCAUUGCCACUGGUCACUUGAUCGAAAUGCAGCUUCAUCUACAACCAUACUAUCAACUGAAACACAACGGCGGACACCUGCAUUAUCGGUUUGCCCGGCAACAAAAGGUUCAAGGAAUUACCAAUGCAACUCAGAUCUUGAAUAUGGGAAUACUGCCAGAAAUUGUUCUGGUGGGAAUGGAUGCGCUAGAGAAUGCUAGUGAUGACCGAGAAAGGGUGGAAAUUGUAGAACGAUUGGGGGACUUGAGGUUGCAACAGUGCAAUCGAUUGAACUACGACGAUGGUUCUUUGGAAAAGGCAAAUCUUUCUUCCGAGGCUGUCUACUACUACGACCAAGGACUCAGGACAGUCGAGCGAAUUGAAGAUUUCUUGGAAGAUACGGCGGGUAAAGCUUCCUAUUGUCAGCUGCUGAUUGGAUUGGCCCAAGGACUAUCAGAAUUCGGCUGGGCACUGUACUACGGAGAGCGGUACUAUGAUGACAUGAAGGAGCGAUCCAAGUUACCAGACAUUUUAUUUCCAGAGUUAGGAAUGAACGAUGCUAUUGCCAAGUCCAAAUGCUUACUAGGAGAGCGCCAUCCGGUGACACUGGAAGCCAAGGCAGGAGUCGGAGGUGCCAACUACCUCGAGUUGAUCAAAGAGCAACGCACUGUAUUGGGUUUUGACCAUCCGAUGGUCCUUGAGACAGUGAAUACAAGAUUCAAUGCACAAGAAGAUGUCUGGGACAAGUUUUAUGCAUUCAAUGACCUUGUGGACAUCCUCGAGGUGAAUCUUGAUCGAUUGGGAAUCAAUCACCCAUCCAUUCUUGUACUACUUCAAGCUUUUUGUGUUCAGUUUCAGGUAGAAACGAAAUGUUUCUGGUCUGAUGCACCCGGAAGCCGAGUUCCAGAUCUCUUGAGAAUGCUGAGCAAGCCAAAAUGGGACAACGAGUCUUGUCAUGCGAGUUUGGAAGUGCUUCGCUCGAGCUUGAGGCGGACGGUCGAGUCGGUGGACGCCGACAAGAUUAAAGUCGGAUCGCGGGUAGCUGUUUGGUCUUGGUACUAUCAAGACUACUGGAGCGGCAAAGUUACUGAGGUGAAGGAGGGCGGCGGAGUCUUUUGUGUGGAAUACGACCUACCCGGUAGCCCCGCUUGGGUCAGUCCGCGCAGGCGUCACACGUUGUUGCUUUCGCAUGGAAGCGAGGAUCCAACGCCGUUACCCCAGUCGACAGCGAAUGAAAUGCAAGUUGGUAAGAGAGCUCUUAUCUGGUACGGCAAUGGAUACGAUUCGUUCUUUGCUGCAGUUGUUCAAAGUCGAGAUGAAACAAAGCUUGAUGUUAUGUAUGACACUGGUGAACCCCAAGUCAUUCCACUAGAAUGCUUGGAUGGAAGUCUCCCCUUUUGUGUUACGACUCGCAAUGACGCAGGGAGCGUUGACUCGGUUGAGGUUGGUGACAAUCUCUAUGUCUACUGGAAGUUUCACAAGACAUAUUGGCUUGGAGAGGUGAAAGGUUUGGCUGAUGGAGAGGAAGACAAGGAGACCCCAACCAAGUAUCGGAUGCAGUACUAUUCUGGGGAUCUCCAAAUUUGCGAUUUAAGCGAAAUGCCCUUCUUUCCUGAAGCUCAUCCAACCUUCUCACAUUGA
Cylindrotheca closterium is the source of this 2214-nucleotide messenger RNA. NCBI's taxonomy places the organism in Eukaryota, Bacillariophyta, Bacillariophyceae, Bacillariales, Bacillariaceae. The record is from the annotation of a GenBank genome assembly.